Megalobrama amblycephala (Wuchang bream) is the source of this 5175-nucleotide messenger RNA. RefSeq names its product pleckstrin homology, MyTH4 and FERM domain containing H3 (gene plekhh3). Gene Ontology annotation, cellular component: cytoskeleton. The transcript is spliced from 13 exons. The coding region runs from base 293 to 2572 and encodes 759 amino acids. Gene Ontology annotation, biological process: signal transduction. The record is from RefSeq and is a predicted model, not a curated record. NCBI's taxonomy places the organism in Eukaryota, Metazoa, Chordata, Actinopteri, Cypriniformes, Xenocyprididae.
AUCACAGACGCGGCAGAAGCCGAUAAAGACGCGAUGUUUUUUCUACUCUCAAUUUGAAAGUACCCGUGGGAUCAAAGUCUUUUAUCAGUCUUUUUCUGAAGUUGGAUACGUAUUUGGAUAAAACGCGCCAUUUCUCAGUAGUUUCAGCCGAAAUCGAGGAGUUUAUUCUCUUGAAUCAGCCCGUUUCAUGCGGCUAGACAUCCUCCAUCUGUCCCAUCUGCACGACAGCACCGGGACGGUGGACAUCACUGGACAUUUACGGAUAGAGACUGGACGACACGCCGUGAUUUGAAUGCCUUUGCAGGGACUUUGGUGGCUUGUGUGCUGCAGACAAGGCUUCAGUUUGCUGGCUCGGGAUCAUGGAGAGAAAGAGGAGGAAGAGUCUUUCGAGUUACGCAAUCAGGACGAGCACACACACACUGGACGGGGGCAACUAGAGGUCACUCUGUCUCAGCCCACUCGCACAGCCAACGGCACACCCUGUCUGUCAGGAGUUCCUGAGGAGAAGAGAAGUCUCAUCAUGCAGAAGAGCAAGAUGACGAUAGACGAAGACCCAGAGGUGCUCGUGAAGGGCUGGCUCCUGCGAGAGGUGCAGGGAGGCUGGCUCCGGCAGAGGAGGUUCUGGUUUGUGUUAACCACCGACUCUCUCGACUACUACAGCGGUCCGGACAGAGAUGCUCGCAGACUGGGCACGCUUGUACUCACAUCCCUCUGCUCAGUGCUGUGGCCUGAUAAACACACCUACAAACAGACAGGUUACUGGAGUCUGACAGUGUAUGGCCGCAAGCAUUGCUAUAGACUAUUCACAAAGCACUACAAUGAGGCAGUGCACUGGGCGUGUGCAGUGCAGAAAGUCAUCGACAGCAAAGCGCCGGUGGAGACGCCAACACAGCUCCUCAUACGAGACAUUGAGGAGAAUAAAUUCAAUCCAGAGGUUGUGGAGCACAUCUAUCAGCAUAAUCCCAUCCUCAGGUACACGCAGAGCCCUCUCUACGCCCCACUGCUGCCUUUCCCCUACGGCAGUCUCCACCACACACAUAUGGCUGGUAAAGGCUACACAUCCAUCCGUGAAGAGGCAGUGAGACUGUUUAACUGCCUCCAGCAGUUAGAGUUGGCCCGCGAGCCCAUUCCUCUCAUACAGGGCAUCCUCCAGACGUGCCUCGACCUCCGGCCGCUCCGAGAUGAACUCUACUGCCAGCUCAUCAAACAGACCAGCGUCACCAAAUCAAGUGUGCAGACGCAGCCGAACCCGCAGCUCAGAUACUGGCAGCUGCUCACCUGCAUGAGCUGCACCUUCCUGCCCAGCUGCAGCAUACUCAAAUACCUGCGCUUUCACCUCAAGAGGGUUCAAAGUUUGAGUGCGGACUCCGAGGUUGAGAGCUACGCGUCCUUCAUAGCCCAGGCUCUAGAAAAGACGCGUGGCCGUGAGUGCGUGCCCUCUUGGGAGGAGAUCCAGGGGCUGAUGGGAAGGCAGGAGAUACUGUGUACUGUGCACUACCCUGGACCAGGCUGCUGCCAGAUACCAAUCACCUCACACACUACGGCUAAUGAGGUUGUGAGGAAGAUGGCGGAACGCCUCGGACUGCAGGACAGCCGAAACACAUUUGCUCUUUUUGAGCAGAAUGCAUGCUGGGAGAAAGCUAUCGGAGGCAGCACCAUAAUCGCUGAUGUCAUCACCAGAUUUGAAAAUUUGUCAGCUAAAGAUCCAGACUCUGACUGCCAGUGCCGACUCUGCUUCAAACUCUAUUGUCUGUUGGACACCGAUAACAUCAGUACCGACAGCAUUGAGUACCUCUUCCUUUAUGAGCAGUGUCAUGAGAUGGUGGUGCGGGGGCAGCUGCCAGCCUGUGAGGAUGACCUUCUUUCUCUGGCGGCGCUGAGACUGCAGUGUCUACUGGGAGAUUUCAGCGCCCUCUCUCCGUACCCACCAUUGGAGCAGCUCUUUCCAGCUGAAGUGGUGGAGGCCCGGGCCCUGCUGGCCCCCGUUGAUCCCCCUGGCUGCCCUUCCUUCCCGGGGGGUCUGCUGGCUGGGACACUGUGGGGGCACAAGCGGCGUCAGGAACAGGACCAAAGACUGCGGGCCAAGCUGAGGGAGGAGGGAGCCGUGGUGAUGUCGACCAUUUUAGAGCGUUGGAAAGCCCUUGUGGGAUACAGUCGCAGAGACAGCAUGGCCGCCUAUCUCACCAUCGCCCGGCAGUGGUCGGGGUUUGGCUGCACACUCUAUGAAGUGGACUUCUACAUUAGCUCGACAGGAAGCUUCUCUCAGAAGUUGUGGCUGGGUGUGGCGGCUUCCUGCGUGUCUUUGUAUCGUCAGGGCGAAGCCGAAGCGUUGGAGUCUCUACCGAUAGGUCAGAUCUGUUCCUAUGGUGUCUCUGAUAGCAACACAUUCAGGAUCACCGCAGGAGAUAGAGACCUGCUCUUUGAGACCACAAAGCUGACUGAGAUCAUGCAGCUGAUGAAUGCUUACUUCAGUGCCACCCGUCGCCAGCUAGGCAAAGAUGACUGCAUCUCCAUAGAAACAAACCCUAAGCUCCACCCCUCCCUACUUGAGCUCCCCUCUCACCCGGUGUGAAGAGAGAACGACUCGCUCGCUUGCACACACGCACACACUGGCUCUGACUGAUGUACACGUGCAUAUGCAGUCCUGGCUGAUUGCUUCCCUGUGAGGAGCUUUGCAAAGAGGACUAACUCAGAUGAGACUGAAAGGAGCAGAUGCUGUGGAAAUGGAGGAGGAGUGGAAGGUGUCCAGGGAGCCACAAACAGGAGAGCAGGUUCAGGAACUCACUUUGCUACACCGCCAGCCAAAUCCAGAAAGGACAUGGGGCCCUCGAUGGCCCCUGCCACCUGGGAGCCCGCCAAAUAUCACAGAAAGGAAAAUAGCGUGACUUGAGAGAUGAACUGUGCAAAAAAAAUAAUUUUCUUAAGGAGUAUUUUGGUCUUGUUUUUUAGUAUUUAAAUCUUGAAACAUCCUUAAAACAACAUGAAUAUACUUUUACUUAAUUAGAAAAAUUGACAUUUUCAUUUUACUCAUUUUUAGACUAACUUUUCAAGGAAUUCACCUUGAAUUAAGUUCCUUUUCUUAUUAUUGUGUUAUCUUGUUUUAAGGAUGUUCAUUUUUUUUUUUUUUUUGGAAAACAAGGCAAAAAUCUCUCUUUUUUUUUUUUUCUUUUUUUUUGCAGCGACAUCUUUAUAUUCCACUACAGGAAGAUGACACAAAUAUGUUGCCACUGCACUCACGCAUACACAGUUGCUGCGCUUUAAACACUCCUUUCAAAACUCUGGCCUGGCUCGCUGUUAAAUUCGUUCAUCAAACCUUAAAUGAUAGUCGGUGGAAGUCACGUUCAUGCCGCCCUUCAGAACUGUCCAUUACCGAACCGACAGUGGUGCAUGUGUGCGUGAGAGACCGAUUUGAAUAUUUUAAGCUGUAGAAACCAAAGGAUCUUUAGCUCAUCUGAAUGAUGCGAGUGUAUUUGUGAAAUGCUUUGAGCCUUACCUGGUGCUGCUUGACUUUGCUGUUAGCUUACGGUAACUCUGCACUGUGCGUCCUGUAGCCACAACAGCCUCAGAUCUUUAGAUCUGGUUAAAACCAACUAACUAACAAGACACCCUAUUGCAGCCUGAUACCUGUGAAGGUAAAUGGCAUUUUGACAUUUUCAAAAAAUGACAAUUUUGGUUCAAACCAAGUUUCCCAGACCUCUCGAACACACUUUGAAACACUGAAGAUAGACAAAUAAUAAACACUAUUGAUAUGCAACAUUAUCAUCCCAUAUUCUAAAGAUAUUACCUUUCCAUUAAAAGGGAUAGUGUAUCCAAAAAUGACAAUAUUGUCACCAUUUACACAUGCUCAUGUUGUUGUAAACCUGUAUGACUUUCUUUUAUCUUGCUGAAAACAAAAUAGGAUAUUAUAUUUUGUUUUUUUUCCAUUUCAUGAAAGUCAAUGGGGUACAAACAAUGUAAUUACCCCAUUGACCUUCAUUGUAUGGACAAAAAAACAUUUUUCAGAAUAACUUCAUUGGUGUUCCACAGAAGAAAGAAAGUCAUACAGGUUUGGAAUGACAUAAAGGUAAAUAAAUGAUGACAGAAAUGCUAUUUUUGGGUGAACUAUCAAUUUAAGCCUAACCUGUAGCCUCUGUCUGUUGUGCUUUAUAAUGAAGCCUUAUGCCGGCUUUAUAACGGCUCAUUGUCUCCUUUAAUGUGUGUUAGUUUCUACUAGUUUUAUUUAUGGCUGUCUGUUGUAUACAUUGUGUGAAAGUGAGUUUUUUAUUGUCCUUUUUACUUUUGUUUUAUAUAUCUUUCAUAAAGACCUGUAUUUGUAUUUUAGUGCUUGCAUUGAAAUAAUUACAAAAAGAGCUGAUGAUGUCAUAGUUAAAUUAUGAUGUCAUAAUCUUUAUUUACGUUUUUGGUUAUUUGUUGUUUAUUUUCCCCCUGGCACAUGAGGUCUACAAAUAACUUGUUAAUAAUCAGUUUAUUUUAUAGAUCUAAUAGGAUUUUUGAGAUUUUGUCAUUCGCCCCUUUUAAAGUGGACCAAAUUUCUAGGGGUCUUUUUUUUCCCAUCGACUGACUGCCAAACUAUCACUGAAGCAAUAAAACCCGCCUAGCCGUCCUGAGCAUGAGCCCAUUUUCAGUAUGAGGCUUCAGGUUGCCUUCGGAGGAGCCACUAGUGCCUGUCAAACAGUCUGUACAAUCUUUAAUUCACUCAUACUCCAUAAUCAGGUUCAUUUUUUUCUGUAUUCAGAGUAUUUUGGUUCUGAACUAUAUUUGCUCUACAGCAGUUCAUCUGCCUGAAUACAAAAAAAAAAAAGAAGUUACCAGCUACUUGAAAUUCAAAAGUGGAGGGCAAUCAUGUCUUCAAUGUUGUUUAUUUUGUUUCAAGAAGUGUCUUUUGCCCAAACCGUGUUCCUCCUACAGCCCCUGUGACGGCGGUAGUGGUUGUCACAUACUCUUGUCUUCUUUUCAUGUCACUCUUUAGCUGCAGGCAGCUCCGACCCACUGUCAUUCAUGUAACACAACUCGAACGACAAACUGCUUUAGAUGGUUUGUAUGCUGCAUGGUACCUUUAUUAUGUUACACAUGUAAUAGUCAAUUGCACUAUUGUUUGUACAGCUAACUUAAAUGUGCAAUAAUGCAAAAUGAUGAAUACUGUAUGUAAUAAAAAGCAGCACCAUUACAACAUCA